AUGUAAAAGUUUAAUGGAGUUCGAUCUUUGGUGAAUCUGAGUAAAUUCAGAGCAAGCGAUCAUCACCUCAAAGCCAGUCAUCACCAACCAAACAGACCAGAUUUAAUGACUAAAGUCGACAUUGAUAAAUAUAGAGUUUUCAUUAACAUGCAUCCAGAAGCAAAAGAGAGAUUUUUUGCUACUUACACUUGGUUACCCAAAAUCACACCCCUCUACAAUUCAACUAUCGUCAAAUAUAUUGCAACUUCAUUCUCAAGUGUCUAAGCUGAAGCUGUUUCCGAUGUCUAUUUCCCACCUAAGCUUCACGAGAACGGCAUCAAUAUAUACACCUCAUACAGAUUCGGAAAACCCUUCAGAUAUGGUAGAUCCUUAGAAAUCGUGGGAGGAAUCUUCUUCUUAACUACUAAAUAUCCCCUCUAUUAUGCUUUGGUUGCCCUAUUUGGCUACACUGUUGGAUUCAACGCCUACUUCUAUGAACUUACUAGAAGAACAGUCAUCAGAAUGGAUUUAUUGCCUCAUACACAUUAGAUUGCAGUUCAAAAAGUAGGUGCUUUUGGAUAAUUGAUCACCAAAUUGCAUUAAAUAUCUGAUUUAGAGCAUGUUGAUUUUUCAGAGCAAGAAAUAAAAGAGAAUUACUUUUGGAAUCUCCAUUACCACAAAUUGGAUAGAAAUCUAAUCUUCAAGGACAAAUCGACUGGAGAAUAUCUCACUUUUGACUCUGAAGGAUGGUGGGAUAGAUAAGCCUUAGAGCAUGAAUUGCUUAAUUGAUUAUGAUCAAUAAUAUAAAGAAUUCAAUAAUAAAAUUUAUAUAUAAUCAGAUC
Paramecium tetraurelia is the source of this 821-nucleotide messenger RNA. RefSeq lists its product as uncharacterized. The record is from RefSeq and is a predicted model, not a curated record. Lineage: Eukaryota; Ciliophora; Oligohymenophorea; Peniculida; Parameciidae. The transcript is spliced from 5 exons.